This is a messenger RNA of Paecilomyces variotii, 695 nucleotides long. RefSeq lists its product as hypothetical. The transcript has a single exon. NCBI's taxonomy places the organism in Eukaryota, Fungi, Ascomycota, Eurotiomycetes, Eurotiales, Thermoascaceae. Bases 170 to 658 code for a protein of 162 amino acids. The record is from RefSeq and is a predicted model, not a curated record.
CACGGAUACAAUACAGCAUGUACACACAGUUCGAAAGCAUAUAAAUAUCAGCUCAUGAUACCUACACGAAGUGAUCACAUAAUAGUAAAACAGCAGGAAUAUUCGGAUCUUUGAAUACAAUCCACGCUGCUUACUUACGCACUACUCCCUCCCCAAGCUACAAAUCAAUAUGACUGGAAAAUACCCCCAAGUCCUCUCCUCUCUCACCCCUCGCGAAGCUAUUACGGACGCUAUCUACCGUGCCAUGAUCGGCAUCGACCGCUGCGAUAUUCCGUUGUUCGAUUCCGCUUUUGCUCACGAAGACGUCUCCUUUGAGAUACGCGCUGGCGAUGAGAUAAGAGCCGUCCAGGGACUCUCCAACAUCCGGACUCAGGUCCUCGACCGUGUCGGACAUAUGGAUACCACGCAUAUGCUCAGCAAUAUCCGUGUCGAUGUGAAGGAAGGAGCAGAUACUGCGUCUCUCACUGCGUAUGCGUUGGCGCAGCACUGUCCGCCCGGAAGGGGAAAGGAGCCCGAUGGACCGAAGUAUCUGGCGGGUGGCGAGUAUUGGAUUGAUCUGGUGAGGGAUGAGAGCGAUGGGCUGUGGAAGAUCAAGAAAUGGGUGCUGGAUAUAGUGUGGAGGCAGGGAGAUGCUUCUGUGAUGCAGAGGCCGGCUUGAUGGGAUCCUGGAUUGUACUAUACGGAUGAGCGUUGGA